Spodoptera exigua (beet armyworm) is the source of this 2675-nucleotide messenger RNA. The record is from the annotation of a GenBank genome assembly. Lineage: Eukaryota; Metazoa; Arthropoda; Insecta; Lepidoptera; Noctuidae.
AACAAACAUUAUUAAUUUAAAUAAAGCAUAGUGUACAUAUCUCAAGUAGUAUUCGAACCAAAAAAAAUACAGUUUUCCGCAAGUGAACACUAGAUUAUAGAAGCUUCUCGAAUGUGCUUCCAUCGACUGGACAAGUCUUUUCGCCUCGUUCGAUCAAACGUCAUUUGAAGUUGAACGAAUCUCGUGUGAGGAAGUGCUUGUACGGCGUGAUUUUUGCUGUGCUCGUUUUCUGUGCUCGUGAAUACUGGAAAUUAGUGCCCUUAGAAGUAUCCUAACUUGUGAUUAACAAUCUAUAAGCAACAGAAAAGACAAGUCUAGCCAAGAUGGUGAAAGAAACAACAUUCUAUGAUAUAUUGGGCGUAAAACCCAACUGCACCACAGAUGAAUUGAAAAAGGCUUAUAGAAAACUGGCACUCAAAUACCACCCAGACAAAAACCCAAAUGAAGGAGAACGAUUCAAACAGAUUUCACAAGCCUAUGAAGUAUUGUCCAACCCAGACAAGAGGCGCAUUUAUGAUCAAGGUGGUGAACAAGCAUUAAAAGAAGGAGGAGUUGGAGCAAGUGGCUUCUCCUCACCAAUGGACUUGUUUGACAUGUUCUUUGGCGGUGGAUUCAGUGGUGGUCGCAGACGAGGUCGUGAACGCAAGGGCAAAGAUGUUAUUCACCAACUGUCAGUAACACUUGAAGAGCUUUACCGUGGCGCUGUAAGAAAGUUGGCUUUGCAGAAGAAUGUCAUUUGUGAGAAAUGUGAGGGUCGUGGUGGCAAAAAGGGUGCUGUGCAGACAUGCCCGACUUGCCGUGGUACAGGUAUGCAAGUUCAAAUCCAGCAAUUGGCUCCUGGCAUGAUUCACCAAAUACAAACAGUGUGUAGUGAAUGCCGUGGACAGAGGGAGAUUAUUGAUCCCAAGGACCGCUGCAAAGUAUGCCAGGGACGUAAGACUGUGCGAGACCGCAAAAUUCUUGAAGUCCAUGUUGACAAGGGUAUGACUGAUGGCCAGAAAAUCGUCUUCAGUGGAGAAGGUGAUCAAGAACCAGAACUUGAGCCUGGUGAUCUUGUCAUAGUAUUAGAUGAGAAAGAGCAUGAAGUUUUCAAACGCUCUAGUAAUGAUCUCAUAAUCCGGUUGAACAUUGAGUUGGUUGAGGCUCUCUGUGGCUUCCAGAAAGUCAUCCGAACCCUAGAUGAUAGGGAUAUCGUGAUAACUGUUCUUCCUGGUGAAGUCACUAAGCAUGGGGAUGUUAAGUGUGUGAUGAAUGAAGGUAUGCCAAUGUACAAAAAUCCAUUUGAAAAGGGCCAGCUUAUCAUCCAGUUCCUGGUCAACUUCCCAGCUCGCAUUCCACCUGAAGUCAUUCCUGCGCUUGAAAACUGCCUUCCAGCACGUCCAAGAAUCGAAAUUCCUGAACUAGCUGAGGAGUGUCAGUUAAUUGACUUAGACCCAGAACAUGACUCGCGUCCGCGACGCGGUCACCAAGGCAAUGCUUAUGAAGAAGAUGAUGAACAUCCUGGUAUGAAUAGGGUACAAUGCGCUACUAGCUAAGACGUCGCCGCACAUCCGCCAAACAACCGCCUGCGAUGGACCUGAUCCAACAAAGAACUACUAAUUGAAAUAUUAAUAGCAAUGAAAUUAUGUUAUAUACAUAUACAUAAUGAUAGAAGUUAUACAAGCUAAUAUUGUGAAUAGUUUGUAUGCAUUAUCAUACAUCGUAACAUUGAAAUUACAUCAUACCUUAAUAUUUUAUGUACCAUUUUUUUUUUCAAUUUUUCAGGCCAACAUUUUAUUCAAAUGUCAUUCAUGUGUUAACCCAUUUCAUUGUAUGUAACACAUUAAUUAUGAUGCUAUUUGUAUUUCAUGAAGUGUAAGGCAAUAUUAGCUUUUAAUUAAAUUAUAUGUGACUGGCUACUAGUUUUUCAAUUUAUAUCGUAAUGUUAACAUCACAUUCUACUGCUUUCUUAUCCUGUUCUUAAGGAAGCCCAUGUGAAGCUAUGCAACUUAAGUUUUAGUUCUUUCUGAAACCAGCAUUGUGUAGGUAAUUUUAAGUUAAACUUAUUAGUAUCAACGUAGGUCCAUUGUCCAAGGUAAUAAAUUAAUUUUGGUUCUUAAUCUUUGCUGUGAUUUAGUUUUCUAUCAAUAUACCUCUUUUAGACUCAAUUUAUCUAUUCAGAACAUAAGUAUUUAUAAACCAUCAAGGCAUGUCUGCCAAUAUUCAUUUCUUAAUUUUUUUUUUACAUAUUUAGUGGUUCAAUUUUUGCAAUUGCUCUAUUUUAUUGUGACGAGUUCUUUGCUUUAGAAAUGAAAGCAUAUUCAGUUCUUUGGUAAACAAUACACGCAGCAUAGUAAUUGAUUAACCACAAUUUUGUAAGAUAAAAAACAUGUUUUUAAGUCAUGGAAAAUAUUGUAGGCGAAUUAUCAAAAACAUUUCUAAUUUUAAAAUAUUGCACUGAAAAUAUUAGACAAUUUAUUUUAUUGUGACUAUCUAUGUAUAAAUCAAACAUACAACUUUUAUUUAAAGUAUAGCUAAAUGCACUGUAUGCUAGUAUAAGGUGUUGUAAUGGGAACAUACCAUAGUAUAGGCCUGUGAUUCGUAACGACUUGUGGUUGAAUGGUUUUAUGGCUUGUCACUUUAUUCUCAUAUAAAUAGCUGAGGUUUAGUUCAUAAAUAAACUUUUUGUCUCAAAA